ACAAUUUUCUAUUUAUAAAACCGCCCCCCCCACCCUGAAUUCCCUCUGCGCCGUCUAGGCAUCGGCUUUAUAUAAGCAAGAAAAGAAACAAGAAAUUGCAAAAAAAAAAAUACUUAAAAUCUUGGGGGUAGCAAUGGCAAACAUCAACAUGAAGGCAAUGGCUUACGCCUUCAUGCUUGCCUUCGCUAUUCCUACGCUUAUCUUGUCCCCUCGCACCUCGGCCGAGCUUAAACGGUUCCAGCAGGAGGUUAAGGGCGAUGGGUCGUUGAGUUUCUUGGCUGUUGGAGACUGGGGAAGGAGAGGAUAUUUUAAUCAAUCUCUUGUUGCAUCCCAGAUGGGAAAAACAGGGAAGAGGCUUGGUGUUGAUUUUGUGAUUUCCACCGGAGAUAAUUUUUAUGAUAAUGGGCUGACCGGGGUUGAUGACAAGCUGUUCGAGGAGUCAUUUACAAACGUAUAUACUGCGAAGAGCUUGCAAAAGACGUGGUAUAGUGUUUUGGGCAAUCAUGAUUACAGAGGCGAUGUGCUAGCACAAUUGAGCCCAGUCCUUCGCCAAGUUGAUAGCCGAUGGUUCUGUAUGAGGUCCUUUAUCUUGGAUACAGAAAUUGCAGAGUUUUUCUUCGUUGACACAACACCAUUUGUCAAUGAAUAUUGGGUAAACGACGGGGGUCACAGCUACGACUGGAGGCAAGUUGCUCCUCGUGAAAACUACGUAUCAAGCCUCUUGAAGGAUCUGGACAUGGCAUUGAAACAAUCUACGGCGACAUGGAAGUUUGUAAUCGGGCAUCACGCCAUUAGAAGCGUUAGCGAGCAUGGCGAUACUCCAGAACUCAUAGAGCAUCUUCUUCCAAUUCUAGAGGCUAAUGGUGUGGAUUUCUAUAUCAACGGACAUGACCAUUGUCUUGAGCACAUUAGUAGCAAUGACAGUCCUAUCCAAUACCUUGUUAGUGGAGGGGGAUCAAAGGCAUGGAGGGGUGUUUACAAGCCAAACAAGGACAAAGUACAAUUCUUUUAUGAUGGUCAAGGGUUCAUGUCCAUGGAGUUGACAAAGAUUGAUGCCAAAGUGACUUUCUAUGAUGCAUUUGGCAACAAUUUGCAUGAAUUUAGCAUGACUAAAGAUAUGCACCCAACAUUGUAGAGGAGAGUUAAGUGUUGUAUGAGCUUUUGUACACAAGAAUUGAUGGAUUUGUUGAACAGAUUGGCUAAAGGCUUGAAGGCAGAGGUUAAGGCAUAGAGGGGGAUGUGGAUAGUGUAUUGUACUGGUCCUCUCAUUUGCAACAUGAUGUUAGUGUAUUAGAUUGUUUUAUUGAUUUGAUUAUAUAGCAAACUGUCAUUUGCCUUGUUCU
Messenger RNA from Asparagus officinalis (garden asparagus), 1343 nucleotides. RefSeq names its product purple acid phosphatase 17-like. The transcript is spliced from 7 exons. Bases 134 to 1135 code for a protein of 333 amino acids. Lineage: Eukaryota; Viridiplantae; Streptophyta; Magnoliopsida; Asparagales; Asparagaceae. Gene Ontology annotation, molecular function: ferrous iron binding; ferric iron binding; acid phosphatase activity. The record is from RefSeq and is a predicted model, not a curated record.